Molecule: messenger RNA, 3252 nt
Organism: Fonsecaea nubica
Lineage: Eukaryota; Fungi; Ascomycota; Eurotiomycetes; Chaetothyriales; Herpotrichiellaceae
Exons: 4
Coding region: 1-3252 (1083 amino acids)
Biological process (GO): proteolysis
Molecular function (GO): protein binding; serine-type endopeptidase activity
Source: RefSeq, a predicted model, not a curated record
AUGUCGCUGUGGGAUAUCUGGAACACCCAACCUGAGGAUGAUAUCAGGCAAAUACUGCAAGAGCUCAAGACUAAAAUCCUCCGAAGGGAGAUCCAAGUCGACACCGAAGAGCAACUGCGGGCAUUCUUGGACAGCGACGACGUGGAAUACGUUGGAAUCCUCACCGAUCCUGAACAGGAAAACUUUCUGCACAUGCUGGCUUCUGACGCCCAGAAUAGAUGCCUCGUCAAAUUCCUAGCCGACGAACGGAGUCAACUCAUGUUCGGCACGGAUCGAUCCAUGUACUACCCACUCCAUGUCGCCAUCAAAGAGAAGAAUACAGACUUCAUCACAGCCGUGCUUGCUAGCAAGUUCAGCGAGACAGAUGGCAUGAAGAAGGUGCUUUCACACAAAGGCGGGUCUAAUCCAGGGAACUGCAUUCACAUCGGCAUCCAAGUUGGGCUCGAUCCGGCACUUAUGAUCAAACUGAUUGAGAAGUCGGACGGCGCUACGCUGGCAGAGCAGGAUGGCGCCGGCUUGACGCCACUCCACUGCGCUGUAGACUACAAAAAUUGCAGGAAAGGUCAAUUCGAGGUGGUGCAAGCGCUCUUGAAGUAUGGCGAUGCGGCUCUCGACAAGGAAGGUAGCAUUCACGGGUCGUUGUCACCUUAUCAAUACCACGAAGAAACAAAGAAGAUCGAGAAGAAAAAGCUCGAGGAGGCGGAAUGGACAAAAAGACAGAAUGAUGGCAGAGGUAGCCAGCAGUCGCGAAUGGGAAAUGACAACCGUGGUGUGCGUGACCCUUCUCAUUUUCAAGAUGCUGGUCAGGUCGAUCUCCGGAAUACUGUCGAGGACGACAAGGAUGACGCCAAAGAGCGAAAGAAUAUGGUCGAUCUUGGCUCACGAGGAUACGGCGCACGCAGACAGUCGCAUGCCAUUCGAGCUGAUUUAGUCGAGCCCCGGGUCAACUCACCGACAGUUGGUGUACGUAUUCCGACAGGGGGAAACUCGUUGACGCCGCCUCCACCAACCGACCGUGUCUCGUUCCAGCCAAAUACUACCGCAGCAAAUCUAGGUAGGCCAAGAAAGGCCGUGCGCGCAUCACGUCCAGGUGCCGCAAGAAGAUCAGUCGGAUCCCAGAGACUCCAGCAACCUGAAGCCCCUCCUGAUGACGAGACCGCGGAUGAGAUUUCAAAGGAACUGAAGUUACACUACCUUCGAAGCAUUUUCAAAGGCUCGGCUUAUGCUGGAUCCCAGGAAUUUGCUGACAGCCACAGGCCAGAGCCUCGAAGUCACGACAGGGCUGUCAGGUUUCUGUACGGAGACAACAAAGAAAACCGUCACAUAUGCUUUAACUUUCUCGACGGCCCUUCGAAGAUGACUGCCAACAAAUUCAGGGCGACGUAUGGCGGGUUCAAAUUCGAUCAUGUUCUGCAGUAUGUUGGGUUUCGUCGCCUAGAAUUUAUGUCGCCCGAGGUGGCUCCCAGAGGGAGUGGGCUAAUGUCCAAAUCGGCUGCUUCCUCUGGGAAAGGAAGAAGAGAUAUGGAGGUCCCGUUUAACUGGCUUCAUGACAAAGGUGUCACCAACAUCAUAAAGGUCAUUGUUGACGACUUGGAGCCUCCUUCCCACAAGGACGAGUCAAUCCAGAAUGCUUUGAAAAAGUUUGACAUUGAGAUUCUUGACUGGAGAAAGAUUGACCUAUGUCCGCACACAAUCUGUACAUCCUGUCCCAAUCUCCGGGAAAUUCACCUCUGGUGGAGUGGAAACAAUGGGAUAUUGAGAGCGUGGAGUGAACCAGAAGGAUUGGCGAGACUGGAACGACUGGAAACCAUACAGAUACACCAAACACAGGAAUUAGAGUCCGAGUCCUGGACAGACACGAAUAUCGCCACGUUUCGCAAAAGACUGAGGGACUUGAGAAGUGCGCAAAACAGUCCUCGGAAAGCCAGCGACAAACUGCCACAGAUUCGUGUUCCGGACCCAAUCAAAGCCAUCGAUGGACCUGCCCAACGACCGACCGGGUUACACCCCAAAACGGACCCUAAAGUUCAACGUGAAACACAUAAGUGGUUACACAUAAUGGACACGUUUGCCGAUGGGGUAUACAGGAUCAAGCCAGAUCGCGACGUAGAUUUCUUCAAUUCUCUACCGCCAGAACUCAAGGCAGACGUAAGAGUCGCAUUGAUUGACGACGGUGUGCAGUUUGGCCAUGAAAGUCUGCAGGAGAAGAUACAAGACGGGUGGAGUUUCGACGACGGCUAUGAUGGCGUUGAUCUCCCCGGAGCGAGACGGCCAUUUCACGAAUCCAGCACCGGACAUGGCACUCUCAUGGCUAACAUGAUCUGCCGCAUCUGCCCGAAUGCUAAGAUAUUCGUUUGCCGAUUGAACGUAUAUCCUGGAGACGGUACCAAGUCCCUUUUUUCUGCGAAGAGUGCGGCCGAUGCCGCUGAAUAUUGCGCAACUCGAGGAUUUGACAUCAUUUCAAUGUCCUGGACAAUCAAGAAAUCCAUAUAUACACCAGAAACCGCGAACGACUGGAAGGACCUUGAACGGCUAGAAAAAGCUUUGGACGAGGCGUGCAAGAAUGGUGCUCUUCUGUUUUGCUCCGCGCCGGACGAAGGUGGCAUAUCGGAUGAGAAGUUCCGUACUUAUUAUCCUGUAGGAUGUGACUCGUUAUCCAGUCGCAUCUUCAAAAUCGGAGCGGCUACCUCUGCCAACAAGGAAGCGGACCGCACGGGCAAGUCCUCGCAACUUGACUUCAUCCUUCCCGGACAUGAGGUCAGAGAGAGGGGAAGCGAUGCAAUCAAGGUUGACGACAGCCUCAAGAGCGGAUCAUCGGUAGCAACGGCGUUGGCGGCAGGCCUAGCAGCGCUCGUCAUUCACUGUGUUCGCCUCGGCGCCAUCGAAACCAUCCGCGCACGAACCACUAGACGCAAUAGCGAAGCGAGAAAGGUCGAAGGUGACGCCUCGAGCGAAGACGGCGCCAAGUCCGAGGAGAACACAAACGAGGACCUGAUGACGGCGUUGGAGGCGGUACCGAUCAAAUCCGAAGACUUUGCUGAUAUCAAAAAGUUUGAGCACAUGAUGCGCGUCUUCGCGAGCAUUCCACGACAGAGGAAGACGGGGGAGACUUGGAAAUACCUGGAGGUGGACAACACUUUCGAAGGGCCGGGAAAGACACUGGUCAACAAAGAAGUGAACGAGAGCCAGAAAAUACUGGCUGUGACCAAGCUUGCCAUGAACUUUGUGAGCUCCGGCUUGUCGAAGUUGUGA